AUGUCACUCAGACAACCUUACAGUGGCUCGCAGCGAAAACUGGUCCUUGCCUUCGACGUUGGGACCACUUUCAGCGGUAUAUCAUACAGCAUCCUUGACCCGGGAGAAGUUCCUGAAAUUCGCGGGGUAACAAGAUAUCCAGCUCAAGAGCACGUUGGCGGCGAUUCAAAGAUACCAACCGUCAUCCAAUAUGAUAAACAAGGUCGCGUUCAAGCUGUCGGUGCCGAGGCACUGCAAGAAACAGUUGAAGAAAUCGCUGAGGAGGAAGAAUGGCCACCAAGGACGGAAUGGUUCAAGCUCCAUCUUCGGCCAAAGACCAAAUCAGCAUCCCACGUCACCCAGACGAUUCCCCCGUUGCCAGAAGGGAAGACAGCGACAGAAGUAUUCGCCGAUUUCCUACGCUAUCUAUACCAAUGCGCGCGCACGUAUAUCGAAGAGACCCACGCCAACGGUGUGGAUUUGUGGCGAAACUUGGAAUCCCGUACAGACUUCGUUCUAACUCAUCCGAAUGGGUGGGAGGGUGCUCAGCAGAGCCUCAUGCGCAGAGCAGCAGUCCUGGCAGGCCUUAUUCCCGACAGUCCCGCUGGACAACGACGGCUUUCUUUCGUCACUGAAGGAGAAGCCAGUCUUCAUUUCUGUAUCUCAAGUGGAUUAACUACGGAGGCUAUCAAGCAAGGAAAGGGUAUUCUGAUCGUUGACGCCGGAGGAGGUACAAUUGAUAUCAGUGCCUACAAGCAAGCGUCUCAGGACAUCAAGUCAUUUGAAGAAAUGGCUGCCCCUCAAUGUCAUUUUCAGGGGUCAAUUUUCGUGACCAAUAAUGCAAAAAGCUAUCUCGAAAAGUUUUUGAAAGGCUCUCGCUUCGUCAACGAUAUUCCGUACAUUACCAAGGUCUUCGACAAGACGACGAAGCUGAGAUUCCGAAACGCCGAAGACGCGCAAUUCAUCAAAUUUGGGGGCAUUAGGGACAAAGAUCCUGCGCUCAACAUACGUUCAGGACAAUUGAAACUCCUUGGGACAGAUGUUGCCGCGUUUUUCGAACCAUCUGUUGAAUGCAUUGCAAAUUCUAUCGAACAACAACGCGCUGCGUCAAAGACUGCAAUCGCGUCAGUCUUCCUCGUUGGCGGUUUCGCGGCAAGCGAUUGGCUAUUCAACAACCUCAAAGACAGAUUCUCUGCAUAUGGAUUGGAUAUCAGUCGCCCGGAUAGCCACGUAAACAAGGCCGUGGCCGAUGGUGCCAUAUCUUUCUACCUCGAUCAUUUUGUUGGCGCACGAGUCUCCAAGCACGCUUACGGUACCAACUAUGCGGCCGUUUUCCAGCCGAAUAACCCAGAACACAUUGCCCGGAUGUCUCAAAAAUUUGUUGCGUCUGAUGGUCGUGUGCUCAUUUCCGGUGCUUUCGAUGUUAUCUUACCAAAGGCAUGUCCACUUUCGGAGGUUCAAGAAUUCAGACAAUCCUAUUGCCUAAUGUCACGAAAUCGAACAGAUUUACAAAGCGUCUCCUCAAGUAUACGUUGCUAUCGCGGCGAAAAUACCAACCCCCGGUGGUUAGACGUCGACAGAAAAAUGUAUUCUACGCUCUGUGUUGUGACGGCAGAUACGUCUCAGGUACCAGUGCCUCUUUGUUACUCCAUCAACAGUAACUCGAUGUACUAUCGCAUCGAAAUCGAUAUCAUAUUAUCCUUUGGAAUGACCGAAUUGAAGGCACAGAUUGCAUGGAACGAAAAUGGUGUUGAGAAAAGGAGCCCCGCUGAAAUCGUUUACGAACCAGACGAACUAACGCAUAACUGA
Messenger RNA from Psilocybe cubensis, 1788 nucleotides. RefSeq lists its product as uncharacterized. Lineage: Eukaryota; Fungi; Basidiomycota; Agaricomycetes; Agaricales; Agrocybaceae. The transcript has 14 exons. The coding region runs from base 1 to 1788 and encodes 595 amino acids. The record is from RefSeq and is a predicted model, not a curated record.